This is a messenger RNA of Pneumocystis jirovecii RU7, 474 nucleotides long. RefSeq lists its product as uncharacterized. Bases 1 to 474 code for a protein of 157 amino acids. The transcript is spliced from 3 exons. The record is from RefSeq and is a predicted model, not a curated record. Gene Ontology annotation, biological process: regulation of lipid metabolic process. Gene Ontology annotation, cellular component: mitochondrion. NCBI's taxonomy places the organism in Eukaryota, Fungi, Ascomycota, Pneumocystomycetes, Pneumocystales, Pneumocystaceae.
AUGUCAUUGGCGUUAAAAAUAGGAUUUUUGGUGAUAAAGACUUUAUCAAAGCCUAUUGCAACGAAUUUGAGGCGUCAGGCAAAGCAGCAUCCUUAUUUUCGAAAAAUAUGUGUUGAUCUUGCACAAGUUAUGCAUAAAACGGAAGUACAUAUGAAGGCAAACUUGCUUGGUAAACAGAAAAGAACAAAAAAAGCACCGCCUUUAAAUGAAGAGAAUGCAAUUGAUCAUGGUGCUGAAUUUUUAUCGGAGUCUUUUUUAUUGUAUGUGAAUUUUCAGACAGGAUCUUUGAUAUUUUAUGAGGGAUGGAGGACUCGUAAGAAAGAACAAACACGUAGAGAUAAAGUGGCAGACGAUAUUGAGGAACUGCGAAAACAAAUAGCGUCUUUAAGAAUAUAUGUCGAACAAUCAGUUUUGAAAAAAAAAGAAUUUUCCCAAAAUGCAGCAAUUAUACAUAAGUCGCUUGAAAGAUUAUAA